AUGUGCACCAUACAAUCUCUGCAUUUAAAAUUCAACUUUGUUUACUUUUUAGUCUGCUUUAGAAUUGCUUAAAUACGUUAUGAUUUUUACUCAGUUUGAUACAAUAGCCAUCCCAUGAAAGCGUCAUAACUUAGUUUAAAACCUACUUUGAACAAAAAAUUAUGUAGAAACGAAAAUGCACUUGAAGAUGGCUUGAUCUAAAUGUCAUCAAAAAUAUUUCAUUAAAUCUGAAACCGAAGCUUUAAUUAUAUUUGCCUCAAUCGUGCCUUUGUAUUUUUUUGAAGUUAGUCAAAAAUGACAACGACUUUUAUCACUGCAAACUCGAAUACCUUGUUGGCUUCUGAAACCGCAAAAUCAAGUCGAAAGGUUAACAUAGCCGACCGACCAGAUGACGACAACGACGAAUCACGACCUCAGACUCGGUUCAAAACUCCCGGAAUCCCCUAUGACCAAUGGGACGAUUGCUGCUUACGGCAAUUAUUCGACCCUGCUUAUAUUGACCAUCUACCUGUUAAAGAGCAAUUGAAGUACUAUAAGCAUCGGAACAUGGCGAAAUCGAAGUUGUACAAUAUGGCUAGAAGGGUAUGGGGCGAUCGACACUUGGGUCCAAGAUGGAGAAUGAUUGAAACGAGUGGUGGAGGGACUGAGAACAAAGCCCAGCCGAGUGACCUAGAACAGGAGUUGAUGAGUCAUGAGAAGAAUAAGAGACUGCCCAACUAUCCCCCUGCUCACGGGUCAAUUGGGGGUAGUGGGGGGAACAGAGCAGGGAGGACAUUGCUGUGGAAUGACGACGAGGAUUUUCCAGACAUGAAAAGCUCCGAAUUCUACGUGCCAAGAAAUAGACGCCCGCCAUUUGCUCUGGAUCGAAAACUGACCAAUCAGAAUUCAGUACCUGAGACUGAGAAGAAAGCGACCAAUCAGAUUGAAGCACUCAAAUUACAGGCCAAUGUCGAGGAGAGAAAACAGCAGAAAAUAAGAGAAGAAAAUUAUCGAAAAUGGGUAAAAGAUCGUCAGGAAUUAAGACAGGGCUUAGACCGCAUGGACGAUUUGGAACGCUGGUUGUCAUCAAAACCAGACGUUUCGCCUUUAGAAGCUGUUGUCUUGAAAAGGUUUCUGGAGUGGAAAUUCGAACAAGAAGAACUGAAACGGAAGAAACCUCCUAAGAUUCGGACUCCAAGUAGUGUGACAUCUGUAGCUCCUGAGAUUGAGAGACCUCUGCCUGUCAUGAUUGCAGUUCUCGAGGCAUACUUACAGGAGCAUAAACUGAGACUGGUUGACUAUUUCUCCAUGACAGACAAGGAGAAAAAGUGGACUCUUGGAAGAGAUGAGCUGCGUGCGAUAAUAGCGUGGACUAAACUGCCGGUGACAGAUGCGGAGUUGGAUGACUUCAUCCAGUAUCUGGACCACAGUGGGGGAGGCUAUCUGGAGUACAAGGACAUCGCCAGGACCAGGACCAGAUUUCUCAGCGAAGAGAGAAAGGCCAUUCUGGAAGAGUAUGGAGGUGAAAUUGGCACCGUGCUGGCUGAACAGAAGAGAGCAAAAUCCAGAGCAGAAAAGGAGGCAGAGAGAGCGAGGAAGGCGGAAGAGCUGAGAAACCGGAGCAUUCAACCAUCUGAACCGCGUGAGGCUUCGUUUGUAGCUUACGAAGGAGACCGAAAGCUGUACAAAGUCACUUACGGAGACCCAAGGAAGCCCCCGAAUGGUAAAAAGAAGAAGCAAUCCCAGGCUAUCAAGAAUGAGUCGACUUCACAGCAAGAGGAGAACUCCACCUCAGAUGCGAACAAAUCCAGACUGAGUUCCAGCACUAAGAGCCCAACUAAUGACGUCAUGGCGAGGAGGAGAAAAGAGACGAUUGCGAUGAGGAGGAGACUGUUCAAGAGUAAACUCAACUCAGCCCCACCCGAUGGCAGAUCGAAUGAGUCACAGAGGAGGGGGAUGAGGGAGGAGGUGGAGGGAGGAAAUUUUCACACGGUCGAGGAACACACCGAAAGAGCAGACAGCAGAACAGAUUUCAAAUCAGACAGAGAAGGAAUUGAGACUCCGACUAGACGACACAAACACAAUGACAGCGACAAUCAGAACAGUAAGAGGCGGAACAAGAGUGCGGUCACGUGGUCAGAGACUAAUCGACACCAGCAGGGGGAGAGGGAGUGGACGCCUGUACAGGUGGAGAGAUACAGGGAGUUGGGAAUGAGAAGGGCCGCUGAUAUACUCAAUAGCCGGUCCCCUUCUGCUCCUCCAAGUGAACCCGACAUCCCGGAUCCCCCCGAAAGUCCCUUCAUCAGAACCCCCACCCCCACCAAUGGAAACAACAACAACAACAAUAACAAUCAGCGAAGCCCCGUCUCGAAAGCUGCAGGUGCAAAUAUACCACCUCUUCCAAAAUCCAGCCAGUCUGGUCGAAGCUUGCAUAGCGGUGCCACCGGGUCCUUCGCGACAACUCGACUGGAAACUCCGCCGAUCGACACAAAUGAGGCGAUUGAGUUUGACGACGAGAUGUUCUUUGACAAGGCGAAGCGACUCCAGUACCACACUCGUUUAAAUAAAGAAAGACAGAAAAAUCCACGGAUGCUAGAACCCGUACCACUAAUGGUGCGUAGUGGUGACCCUGAAGUGGACAGUCACAUGGCCUUCUGCACCAGAUGGGAUCCCUUGAUUAUACAUGAGAGGAGACAACAGUUCAGACAGCUGACCUGGAUGGAGUAUGAGAAGUGUGUCAAGUUGUGCGAACAGAAGGGCAUCCCCCUCACAGAGAAAACCUUGAAGAGAGCUCUUUUGCAUCCAGCUGACCUCCGACUGACGGUCAAGGACAAAGUGCGAGUUCCGGGCAUCGCUGUAGACUUCCCGAGAGGAGAAAUUGCCAAGAAAAAAGAGACUGAUGAAGACGACGAAGAGGAUGAAGACGAAAGGUUACUGGAAUACAUGGCAGUAUCUAACCUAACCAACGCUCUGUUCAGUUUCGCCAAUAACCUCAACAAGGAUACAAAAGGUCAAGCUCAAGGUCAAGGUGAACUCCAGGGUGCGGAAGCUGAUGACGACACAGUGUCAACGGCCAGCUCAGAUUUGGAUUCGAUUGAUUAUAAAAUUUUCAAGCCCAAUGCGAAGAAUGCUUCUAAUCCGGCCUGCCUGUACCCAAAACACCGACCGCGGAAAGAGAUCGAACCGAUGAAGUUAUCAACUGGACCUUCUUUUGUCUCGUCCAAAAUCGACAAUUGGAUCUCAUACAAAGACUUCCUAAAAAUCAGUAAAAGAAGUGGGAAAAAGCAGCCUGGCAUUUCCUAUCACGGAUUCUAUGAUGAGCGAAAAAUGUGGCCCGGACAAAUGUAUAAAACGAGGCUUCCAGAAGAUACUAGAGUAAAACACGAAGAGACUAUGUUUCAACGAAAACCAGAUGAGAAACCCCAGUUCAAAGGGAAAACUACAAUAUACAGUCAUUUGGUGAAGUAGAUUAUGAAAACCAGAUUCAUUUGAAAAUUCUUUUCAAAUUAAAAACUUGAAAACAGCAAUUUUUUUAUGUUUAAG
Molecule: messenger RNA, 3522 nt
Organism: Symsagittifera roscoffensis
Lineage: Eukaryota; Metazoa; Xenacoelomorpha; Acoela; Convolutidae
Exons: 16
Coding region: 295-3447 (1050 amino acids)
Source: RefSeq, a predicted model, not a curated record